This is a messenger RNA of Manihot esculenta (cassava), 905 nucleotides long. Its product is annotated as EPIDERMAL PATTERNING FACTOR-like protein 5. The coding region runs from base 318 to 731 and encodes 137 amino acids. The record is from RefSeq and is a predicted model, not a curated record. The transcript has 3 exons. NCBI's taxonomy places the organism in Eukaryota, Viridiplantae, Streptophyta, Magnoliopsida, Malpighiales, Euphorbiaceae. Gene Ontology annotation, biological process: guard cell differentiation; stomatal complex development.
AGUGAGUUGUCAAGAGAAACCUACAGGUGUCCUCCACUAAUUGACAAGAAACUAGAAUCACUUGUAUGUGAAGCAAUAUCAGUAGCUAUACCAGUACAAGUUAAGAGAAGCAAAGAAGAAAUCCAAGAAAAUUUUUGAGGUUCUGUGGGUUAUUUUUUGGGAAAUGGGAGUGAAUUUGUUAGGAUUUUCUCACCCCCAUAUAUCUCAGCAAAGCUCAUGCAUGGCCACCCCAAGUGUUUGAGUGAUUAAAAGCUUCCAUCUUUCUCUCUAAACAAAUUGUCAUCAUAUUCGCCAUCAUCACUGGAGGUUCAAUAGACAUGGAGGCAACAAUUUGUUGUUUUUUAUUAGCGCUGCAAAUAGUGAGCUUUGCUUCUGGGACAAGCAGGCCUUUUGCACAUAACGAUGGUGUUGGUGUCAAUCCACCAGGCCUGAAUUCGGAGUCUUCACAAGUUCUUCUGGCCUCAAACUCAGUCCCCCAGAUGGGAUCUAAACAGGAUAUACAAGGCAUGGGAGAAGUGGAAGGAUUAAAUGAAAAAGCAAAUUCUAAAGAGUGGAGCAAAAUUGGAUCAAGCCCACCAAGCUGUGAACACAAGUGCUUUGGUUGCACUCCAUGUGAGGCCAUCCAAGUACCCACAACUAGCAAAGCCCAUAACCAUUUGGGUGUCAAUUAUGCAAAUUAUGAGCCUGAGGGAUGGAAAUGCAAGUGUGGCUCGUCAUUCUAUAGCCCAUGAACCAUUUUUUUUUUUUUAAAUUAUGCUUGAGAUGAUCAUGUCUUUUUUUUUUUUUUUUUGUACAAAUUUCACAUUCAUAUUAUUAUUAGUUCCAAGUAAUCUUUGUUGAUACUUGGAAUUUUGAAUGGCUUUUUAAAAAGUUUUAGUGAAUAUCUACCUUCAUUGACUUAAAAA